CACUAAGAAUUUACUGUCGUAAGGAUGUCCAUUCAUAUAGAAUUGUCCAAUGGCGUAAAGAUGCCACUUAUCGGUCUUGGAACAUAUGAGCUAAAUGGUAAUACAGGCAUUGAGGCUGUACAGGUGGCACUUCAGACUGGCUACAGAGCCCUGGAUGCAGCUUGGCUGUACAACAACCAGGAGGAGAUUGGUGAAGCUAUUGCCAACGCUGUUAACACUGGUGUCGUCCGGCGAGAAGAGUUGUUCAUUACCACGAAGGUUUCACCUCAGUUCUAUGAUAGUCAAGAGAGCAUUAAGGAAAACUGCAGGUACUCCCUGAGCAAGUUGCGAUUACAAUAUGUUGACCUGCUGUUGCUCCACGCUCCAUGGGCUGUAAAGAAAGUGGAGGGGGACACUUCUCCCACUGUUAAUGGAAAAUGCAUGACAGUGCCCUGUGACCUUGCUCAAGUUUGGAAGGGAAUGGAGACCUGCAUGGAUCAAGGCCUGACUAAGGCUAUCGGGGUAUCUAACUUCAACAGCAAGCAACUGCAACUGGUUUUGGAUAAUGCUCGUAUAAGACCUGUAGUCAACCAGGUGGAAUGCCACAUCUACCAGCAGCAGAAGAAGCUGCAGAGUUUCAUGGCAGAGCGCGGUGUUGUUAUGAUUUCCUAUGGCUGCCUCGGAUCACCGGGAAGAAACAACCCUGACAAAAGUGACAUUGGCCUUCAGAACAUGCUAGAGCAUUCAGUUGUGAAGUCCAUCGGUGAGAGACAUGGCAAACUCCCUUCUCAGGUGUGCUUGCGAUUUCUAAUCCAAAGUGGAAUUGCUGUAAUUCCCAAAAGUGCUACGCCCGCCCGCAUUAAGUCUAACUUUGACAUAUGUGACUUUGCACUCAAUGCUGCAGAGAUGGACUCCAUUUCAGAAAUGCACUCGGGAAAACGGGUGUUUACAUUCGAUAAUGUAAAGCAUGAUGCCAACUAUCCCUUCCACGAUGAGUUCUAGUUUUCCAAUCUUCCCACUGUGUCUCUCCAAACUUACAGUGGCAUCAUCGAUGAUACAUGUAUUAUAUCUUUCAUGUAUAGCAACUGUUCUUUGUUUUAGUAAUCUUGCACUGUCAAGCAAUGAAUUACAUGCCUGCCAGACAGCAAGGGAAAUUGAUUUGAUGAUUUCCAUGCUAGGGAAUUCUGCAUGCUUGUCACAAAUUAUAACUUGCUGACUGUACUUAAUUAUCGUAUGCACUUGUACUAUGACUGUGUUCUUUGUAUCAUCAAACAUUCCCCUGGGUGCUGAAGAAAAUUGUUUGGAUAUAAAGUGGGAUGUACAAUAUAAAAAUA
This is a messenger RNA of Priapulus caudatus, 1313 nucleotides long. Its product is annotated as 1,5-anhydro-D-fructose reductase-like. The transcript has 9 exons. Bases 25 to 981 code for a protein of 318 amino acids. Gene Ontology annotation, molecular function: aldose reductase (NADPH) activity. Gene Ontology annotation, cellular component: cytosol. NCBI's taxonomy places the organism in Eukaryota, Metazoa, Priapulida, Priapulimorpha, Priapulimorphida, Priapulidae. The record is from RefSeq and is a predicted model, not a curated record.